AUGGCGAUGCCGGCGGAGAGCAUGGACGACUCCACGGCUGCCUACCCACCUCGCAGCAUCUACCGGGACUUGAUCCGGCGCGUUGCCGUGUCCGGGACGCAGAUAAGAUCCACUCUCUUCUCGCACUCCCAGUCCGGCCAUGGCGGAUACAGCUACUCCAGCAACUCAGGUGCCUCCAACUCUUACCCAUCCAACAACUCUGGCUGCUCCUCCGCGAAUUCGGCACUGUCCGCCGCCGCAGCAGAUUUCGGCACCCACGAGCUCAAAACCAUCGCUAGCCAAAUGGUGAGCGACGGGUAUACUCAGCGCAUGGUCCAAGCAUUCGAGUACGGCGGUGACCUUGACGGUGCCAUGGAGAAUCGAUUCUCGGAGCUCCACGUCGCACCUCCGGAGCCAGCACUUGUCGAUCCUGUGCUCGAGAGUUGGUUCUUCGAGCUCGACUUGGCAUGGGUUCUCCAGAUCGGCCAGGAGCAUGGCUCGGAGUGGCAGCUCCGGAUCCAAGACAAUUCGGGGUCGUCACUGCAAGACUUGGUCCAGAGGUGGAUCCGAGGUCUCACCAUCACCGUCCACAGUAUAACAGAGCUGCUCUCCGUUCGCCACGAGAUGACAUCAGUCACACAGUUUGGAAAAGCGAGCAUUCUCAAGAUGCUCGUCUUCGUCGAUGCCAUCGUCCCUGAUUUCAAGCCGGAGAAUCUACGGACCGUGCUAGACCUGUAUAUAUGCGUCCGUAAGGCAAUGGAAAAUUCCAAGGAGCGUCCGGAAUUGCUCGACCUAAGCCUAAUACCCACCUUGUCUGCUUACGUGCAAAUACUACAAGGGGCCGUAUCAAGCACUAUGGAGAAGGUCAAGACACGGAUUGAGGAGGACGACGACUCGUGGGCUAUCGAUAUUAUGCAAGGAGGAGGCGAGGUUCACAGGAACACUCGGUGGAUCGUGGAUUGCAUCGUGUCCUUAGAUGAAGCACACCUAGGUGGAAGCCUUUCUGACAUGGUCCAUUAUCUCAAGGAUCUUCUCCUCAGAAAAUCGAAGCUAUGCUCGGAUCUAAGCCUGAGGUACCUCUUCCUGCUCAACAAUUUGUAUUUUGUAGCAGAGAAGAUGAAUCAAUGUAAACCAAAAUAUGCUUGGAAAUUUGAACUUGGAUGCGAAAACUACAAAGAUCGUUAUCUUAAUGUUUCUUGGGAACAUGUGGUGUCCUGCAUACCGAAACCCCAUGUUCCUGGGCCGCUCCAUUAUUGUUGGAUCAACACCUCUUCACUGGUUAAAUUCGAGUCAGCGUUUCAUAAAAUGUACCAAGUUCAGAAGUUUUGGAAGGUUCCGGACCCUAGGCUCAGAUAUUUUCUUCGGAUAGAAAUCACCGAGAGAGUCGUUUCAAGUUACUUCGACUUUCUGACAGAGCAUCCAGAGCUAGCAGCGCACGUUCGCCGCACAAACAACACUCCUGAUGUUUUGGAGGAGAUGCUGGGUCAGCUAUUUGAAGGAUGAAAACUGCUUGUCGCACUCAACAUAGUCACCCGACAAAUAAGAGGACGGAGUUCAUGUUUCGUCCUUGUAUUUGUUUUGAUUUUUUUUUCCUUUUGCAGUCAAGUUGUAAUCUGAAGUUGGCUGGUACCUUAAUCUCUAGAUAUUUAUCAAGUGGCCACAAUC
Molecule: messenger RNA, 1644 nt
Organism: Lolium rigidum
Lineage: Eukaryota; Viridiplantae; Streptophyta; Magnoliopsida; Poales; Poaceae
Exons: 1
Coding region: 1-1482 (493 amino acids)
Biological process (GO): exocytosis
Cellular component (GO): exocyst
Molecular function (GO): phosphatidylinositol-4,5-bisphosphate binding
Source: RefSeq, a predicted model, not a curated record